Molecule: messenger RNA, 1551 nt
Organism: Triticum urartu
Lineage: Eukaryota; Viridiplantae; Streptophyta; Magnoliopsida; Poales; Poaceae
Source: RefSeq, a predicted model, not a curated record
AUGGGCAGCCUCACCACCGCCGACCCCGCGGUCGUCUCUGACUUCUCCGUCGCCGCCGCCAACCAUGCAGCGUUCGAGCCGCUCAACCCGGAGGACGUCCGUGCCUGCCUCCACAAGGCCGUCGACUUCAUCUCCGACUACUACGCCAACAUCGAGUCCUUGCCCGUCCUCCCCGACGUCGAGCCGGGGUACCUGCAGCGCGAGCUCAUGGCGUCCCCGCCCUCCUACUCCACGCCGUUCGACGUCACCAUGAAGGAGGUCAGGGCCUCGGUCGUGCCCGGGAUGACGCACUGGGCCAGCCCAAACUUCUUCGCGUUCUUCCCUGCCACCAAUAGCGCCGCCGGCAUCGCCGGCGAUCUCAUCGCCUCCGCUAUGAACACUGUCGGCUUCACGUGGCAGGCCGCCCCUGCGGCGACCGAGAUGGAGGUGCUAGCGCUGGAUUGGCUCGCGCAACUCCUGUGCCUGCCGGCAACAUUCAUGAACCACACCAACACUGGCGACCGUGGCACCGGUGGGGGCGUCAUUCUCGGCACCACCAGCGAGGCAAUGCUGGUCACCCUAGUCGCCGCCCGUGACGCCGCGCUCCGUCGGAGCGGCUCCAUCGGCGUGUCCGGCUUGCCGCGUCUGGCGGUCUACGCCGCUGACCAGACCCACUCCACCUUCUUCAAGGCGUGCCGCCUUGCCGGCUUCGACCCCGCCAACAUCCGCUCUAUCCCCACCGGGCCAGAGAAUGACUACGGCCUCGACCCGGCGAAGCUGCUCAAGGCCAUGCAAGCUGACGUUGACGCCGGCCUCGUGCCAACGUACGUCUGCGCCACUGUGGGCACUACGUCCUCCAACGCUGUCGAUCCGGUGGGAGCCAUCGCUGAUGUUGCUGCAUUGUUCUGCGCGUGGGUCCACGUCGACGCUGCCUAUGCCGGCAGCGCCUGCAUCUGCCCGGAGUUCCGGCAUCACCUCGACGGCGUCGAGCGCGUGGACUCCAUCAGCAUCAGCCCACACAAGUGGCUCCUCACCUGCCUUGACUGCACCUGCCUCUACGUCCGCGACGCUCGCCACCUGAGUGACUCCAUGGAGACCAGCCCGGAAUACCUCAAGAACGACGCCACCGACUCCGGCGAGGUCACCGAUCUCAAGGACAUGCAGGUCGGCGUGGGCCGCCGCUUCCGGGGUCUCAAGCUGUGGAUGGUCAUGCGUACCUACGGCACGGCCAAGCUCCAGGAACACAUCCGCAGUGAUGUCACCAUGGCCAAGAUGUUCGAAGGUCUUGUCCGCGCCGACCAUCGGUUUGAGGUAGUCGUGCCUAGGAACUUUGCCAUGGUCUGCUUCAAGAUCAAGGCCAGUGGAACCAUGACGGAGGAAGAUGCCGAUGAAGCCAACCGUAUGCUGAUGAAGAACCUGAAUAAGACCGGCAAGGCGUACCUUGCGCACACGGUGAUCGGCGAUAGGAUCGUGCUCCGGUUCGCGGUGGGGUCGACGCUGCAGGAGGAGAGGCAUGUGAGGAGUGCCUGGGAGCUCAUCAAGAACACAACCAACGAGAUGAUGAUGGAUUAA